This is a messenger RNA of Fomitiporia mediterranea MF3/22, 1855 nucleotides long. RefSeq names its product camp-dependent protein kinase regulatory subunit. Lineage: Eukaryota; Fungi; Basidiomycota; Agaricomycetes; Hymenochaetales; Hymenochaetaceae. The transcript has 2 exons. The coding region runs from base 222 to 1709 and encodes 495 amino acids. Gene Ontology annotation, molecular function: cAMP-dependent protein kinase regulator activity. The record is from RefSeq and is a predicted model, not a curated record. Gene Ontology annotation, cellular component: cAMP-dependent protein kinase complex; nucleus. Gene Ontology annotation, biological process: regulation of protein phosphorylation.
GUUAUAUUAAUUUUCCUAUAGAAAAUGCGGAACCACGUGCAGAUUUGCACUGUACAUUUCAGGCAAUUUUUGGCUGUCUUCGAGCACAAUCGACAUCCAUUUCCAGCGAACAAACACCUUCCUCUCCUCCUCUUCCUCUCUCCUACAAAAAGCUCAUCUUGUCCUUCUGAAGUUGUUGUGUCUGCUCUUACAUUUCGUCUGUCUUCAAAAUCAAGCCACUCAUGUCGACGUUUGACUCGCUCGUCGCGGACCUCACCCGCGACGCGUAUCGUGUACAACCAAAGGACGCCCUCCAAUUCUGUGCGAACUGGUUCCAAACACGUCUUGAAGAACAACGUGCACGCACACGCGAUGUUUUAUCACGUCGUACGUCUGCGGCGGCGCGCGAUUUGCCUGCGGAGAUGUACAUUGAUGCGCCGCUGGGCUCAGAUGGCGUGACGGGUGUGUCGCCGUUCUCGCCUGCGCAUAGGCAUUCGUUUCCGUUGCAUAGACCGUCUAUACCUGCGACGAAUAGUCCGUUUGGGACGUUGAAUGUUCCUGGGAAUGCGUUGUUGUCGAACUCACAUGCGCCUCCGCCCCCGCCGACUCUGCAGAUUGAUCCUGUGUCUCCAGUGUCAGGGUUCUCGCCGUCUUCGUACGAUUACCGAGCCCCCACGCCUCAUCCGGGUGACUUCUUACAGCCAUCUGCGACUAUUCUUGCUCGACGCACGUCUGUCAGCGCAGAAUCAAUCAUGGUUGACAGUGAUACGAACGAGCCGACGCCAGUGUUUUCCAAGACACCCGAACAACUCGCGCGUAUCAAAUCAUCUAUUGCAAAGAACUUUAUUUUCCGCGACUUGGAUGAAGAACAAGAGACAGGUGUAUUGAACGCGAUGCAGGAGAUCAAGGUGCCAGCGCAGGAAGUUGUUAUUCGUCAAGGCGACGAAGGGGAAUAUUUCUACGUUGUUGAGAGUGGGCUGUUGCACUGCUUUAUUAAGCCUGAUGCGCUCCCGCCUCCUGCGGUCACUGCACACGAUGCGUCGGAUAAGUCGGGUAGCGGGGGUGCAGAUGAUAAGUUUGUCGCGCCUGGAUAUCACCCGGAGUUUGGACGGAAGGUAGCAGAAUGCACGCCUGGCACGUCGUUCGGCGAGCUUGCAUUGAUGUACGGACAUCCGCGUGCUGCGACGGUGUUGUCGAUUGAGCCGUCGACGCUUUGGCGCGUGGACCGUAUCACGUUCCGGACGAUUAUUCUCAAGGCCGCGCAUAGGCGACGGACUAUGUACGAGCACUUCCUUUCGACGGUGCCACUGCUAUCAUCUUUGUCGCCUGAGGAGAGGAGCAAGAUCGCUGACGCGUUGACUUCGAAAGUGUAUUUGGAUGGUGAGAACGUGGUAAAACAGGGCGAUAUUGGAGACUCGUUCUUCUUUGUUGAAGAGGGCGAGGCUGUUGUGACAAAGAAGUUGCCUGGCGAGGAGGGCGAACGGGAUGUCGGACGCUUGAGGAAAGGCGAAUACUUUGGUGAACUUGCACUACUUCGCCGCGCUCCUCGCGCAGCAACCGUAAGCGCAGUCCAGCGCACGGAUGCAUCAGCGCCGAAGUUGAAGGUGGCGGCACUUGACGCUGCCGCGUUUACGCGUCUGCUCGGACCGCUGCGCGAGAUUAUGGAGCGCAAGGCCGGGGAGAGUUAUGGACCGAACUACGGACCGAUGCAUGGCCGAAUGUCGCGCUGAGGAUGACAAAGGUGUGGUCUACUAGUGUAGCGAUAACUUGUUUUUCUGUUUUUCUAUCCGUGCUUGUAUUUAUCUGGCAUGCUUGGCUUUGAAGCUAGAUAUCACUCUUACUCUUUGUUGUUUCUGUUUUGUCUUUUUGUCUUGUG